AUGACACUUUUUGCUCUUUUUGCCCGAAUUCAGAUUGGCUCUAAAGUUACAGCACAAUUACUUUAUCGUCAUGCAAUUUUUUGUGCUUCUCACAAGACUUUGGUAAUUGUUCUAGCCAUCUCUGUAUUUCUAUCCUUAUGUUACCCCGCCUUCGACACUUAUUACUUAAAUUCUGCGAGAGAUGUUAGUUCAUCCAUGUCACAAGUAUCAGGGGAAACCUUUGUUGAAAAAUAUGGGACACAACCUUUAUUUCGCGUAGAGCAGGUUAUCAUAAAGAUAGCUAAUUCGAAAAAACACAAUAAAGGAGGCAAUGUCGGCGUUUUAGAUAAAGAUAUAUUAUUAUGGACUUCAAGUUUGCAAGGAAGAGUAAUGGAUACUGUUAUAACGUAUUCUAAUCAGCCCUCUUCACUUGUUACCAAAAAAUAUUCCCUUUCAGAUUUAUGUCUUAAACCUUUUGAUAAUAAUGCAUGCUUAAUCCAUUCACCGCUUGCUUAUUGGUCUAAUAACGCAGACCAUCUUUCUUCUGACAUUUCAAUUCCUAAAACACUUUCACGAAUAAAUAAAACUUCCUCUCUUGGAAUCUCUAUUCCUUUAAGUUCUGUCUUUGGAAAUAUUGUAUAUGAGAAAGGAAAAAUUAUUAGUGCUGACUCAAUAAUUUUAACCUAUUUUUUGAAAGAUAUGGAGAAUGACAAUGAAGGUCAGACGACGGCCAUUUGGGAAGCGAUUUGGCAACAAAUUAUGAGUGAUACAGACGCCACUUUUCGACUUAAUGAUGAUCGCACUGUGAGAGUAAAUAUGAGCAGUCAAGGAGAAUUAAAACAUAUGUCUUUUAAUCCCGACUGGAAUGGUUCUUCAGCCAGACAAGGUUUUCUUGUGUUGGCGUACUUAAUCUUUCCUAUCGUCUCUACGGCUCGUCUUAAUUCCGUCAGUUCUAAAUUUGGUCUUGUUUUCUCGACUGUGGCUCAUGUGUUUGCUUCGUUAAUUAUGUCUCUUAGUAUCUGCUCUCUAUUUGGCGUCACAUUAACAUUUGACUCUAUAUCCUGGAAAUUAUUGCCUUUUGUAUUUAUCCUGAUUGGUGUCGAUAAUAUGAUUACUUUAACCAAUGCUGUAACCAUGAUCCCUAAACAGCUUAAUGUAAGAGAACGCGUCGCCAAAGGACUUGAAAAAGUUGGAUAUCCUAUUACAAAAAUGUUAAUAAGUUGGCUCUUAUUGUUGAUGAUAUUUUCUGCGAUGAAUAUUGAUUCAAUUCGAGAAUUCUGCAUUUUCACUUCGAUUGCCAUGAUUAUCGAUUUUAUGCUACAAAUGUCGUUUUUCAUAGCAGUUUUAUCCAUUGAUCUUGAAAGAUUGGAACUAGAGAUAUGUACUUAUCGUGUUGGCAAUUCGGAUGUUAAUACGGAUAGAGAUACUAUGUCUCUUUCCAAAAUAGCAAAUUAUGGUCGUAGAAUUGGUUUUUCAUUGAUGGUUCUUAUUUUUUUAGUAGCUGUGACAAAUUUUUAUCACACUACUAUUGAAUUCACCAAUAUUGAUUUUACCAACAUUGAAUGGUCAUCUUUUAAAUCUGCAUUGAACAGUUGGAUUGAUAAUUCUGUGAUUUUUCCUGGUACGCGCACAAACAUUACUUACUGGGAAACAUCAAUGGGUGAAACUACUGACGAAUUUUGGAGCAUUGUUAAUAUGGAUAAAAAAGAUCAAUUUAUCGAGGUUCUACCUGCUAGACGCUUAACUUUGUCUUUUGACAUUGAACAAGAUUAUAUAUCUCGUCCACUUGAUGGUGAUGGAAAGUGGAGAUUAAAAAUAAGAGCAUAUAUAAAAACUUUUGUUUGGUUUCUCAAAUUCAUCAUAUUUCCUAUUAUAAGUGCAGCAUUUACUGUGUCUGUUCUGAUGGGUUUCUCAUUAUCAGAAAAAACAAAUAAUAAUGAAAAAAAUAGAAAGAUAGCCACAUCUUCACCUUCUGAAAGUUCUGAUUUGUAUGUUACCGCCCCCCAAGUUAUAACUUUGCGUGGUCGUCAUUUAGCAGACGUGGAUUUACUUUGUGCAAACCUUAAUGGCGUUAUAAUUACAAGUGCUACCGACAAACAUAUUACGUCGUGGAAUGGAUCGAAAGGUACACCAUUAAAAAAACUUGAAAGAUAUAUGCGUCGAUGUGCAACUUGUAAAUGUGAUAGUAGUGGGGGGGAGAAAAACUGUAUUUCUUGGCCGGUUAGGGCAAUGUGUAUGAGUGAAAAAAUCGAACUUGCCGCAGCUGGUUUUGAAGAUGGAGUAGUGCGAGUAUGGGACAUAAAUUCAGGACAAGUUACUUAUAUCUUGAAAGAUACCGUUGAAGAUGUUGAACAAAUAAUGUCAGCAAUUAAUAAUGAAAAGUCAGUAAAUGAACGAGUUACGUGUUUACAAAUUGUAGCAUCGACUUCAAACUCUUAUUGUAACACAUCUGAACCAUUAUCUGAUCAAAAACCAUUCGCUAUGCUUUUGGCAACUUACCGAAAUGGAUAUUUUCGUGAAUGGGAUCUUACUUCUGGUCAAAUUUCCAAUACAGUUUUCACAAAUCAAAAGAGUGGUAUUACUUAUCUUUUUGUAAUUGAUGAUAAAGAUGAAAUUCGUAUUUUUACUGGAGCACGAGACGGAUCUGUCAAAUGCUGGGUUCGUAAAGUUUAUUUAAACAAUGAACCUAAUAAUGGAUCACGUGAGGACAUGUGGAAAUUGCUCUACACGUUGCCAGGGGAAUUUGGAAAUGCAAUUACUAGUGUAAGUGCUAAAGCUAUCAAAAUCAGAAAGGGUUGUUUUGGUGUUGUGGUUACUGGAGCUGCAGAUGGAGAGGUUAGAGCAUAUGAUUACACUACAGGUCAAUAUAUAGAAACAUUAAGCUACGGAACGUUAAAAAAACAGAAACUUGCAAAAGAACGUAAAGAGCAAUUAUUUUUUCAACAAAAACAGAAAAAAGUUUCAAAAGAAGAUUGGCUUGAAGAAUACGAUGAUGAGCUUGAAUCUUGGGAUGAAACUGGAGAUUUUAUUUCACACAAGGAUGCAAUUAUAAGUAUUAUAAUUCAUCCACUUCAAGAAGAAAGUUGUCCUUGUGGAGAUAUUGAAGAAACUAGAGGUUUUUCGAUAAUAACAUCAUCAUUAGAUGAAAAAGUAAAUUUUUGGCAAUUAACUAGAAAUUCAGUGGAUUGUACAUGCGUGAUACCUCAACUAGAAGAAACUACUUUUAAAAUUUGCAAUAAUGUUGAUGUCCCAGAACGACUUCAAAAAGUUUUUCUUGGCCAUGUGAAGCAACCUGGCGGUUCGGUAAUCGUACUUCUUAAAGGUCAUAUAAUUGGAGUUCGCCGUGCCGAAAAUCAUGAUGUAUCCAUUAAAAGGAGUCAUGGUGCUGAAGGUGAAUGGGAAGUCUGGACUUUGGAUAUUAACGACCCUCACGUGUUCGAACCAACUGAAGAGGUUGAUAAUUUAGAAGAUCAUGAUUAUGUUGAAUUUAAAGUUAAAACUACUUCAUUGGUCAACGAAGGUGAUUUGAUAAUGGAACAAAAAAAGAAGAGAGAUACGUUUAAUCAAGAUCGUGAAAAUGUAGAUAAAUUAAAAGGAUUUGUUAGAAGACGUAAAACUGUUUCUCAUCUUCAUGACCAUAAUGAAAAUCAUUCUCAUGUUCACAGUGAAGAGGAGAAUGUACAAGGUCAGGUUAUGGAUUUUAGGCAACGAAGUCAGAAACAACGUGUUUAUCCAGAUAACAGUUACAAUAGCCGAACAACAAUGUCAUUUAAUGAUGAAAUGAAUGAAAUGCUACCAUUUGCUUAUAUACGACAAGUUGUCAAUGUGGGUGAAAAUGGAAUAGCUGUCACGUAUGGCAAUUUUGUAAAAGUUGUAUUAUUUAAAGAACUAGAAUCAUAA
Cetraspora pellucida is the source of this 3879-nucleotide messenger RNA. Lineage: Eukaryota; Fungi; Glomeromycota; Glomeromycetes; Diversisporales; Gigasporaceae. The record is from the annotation of a GenBank genome assembly.